AUGGAUUCUAGUAUGGAGGAAAUGAUUAAAUUGCUAGGAUUAGGGAUGGAUGAUGCUCGUGUUUUGGGGAUAUGGGGGAUGGGUGAAAUAGGUAAGACAACUCUUGCAAGUGCGAUUUAUGCCCAUAUCUCUUGCCAAUUUGAAAGUUGCAGCUUCAUUGAAAAUGUUACAGAAGUUUCAGAAAAAGGUGGUCUGAAAACUCUACACGAACAACUCAUUUCCGAAAUCUUAAUGGAGAAAGAUUUGAAAGUUGGAAAUAUUGGUAGUGCCUUAAGUAAGAUAAGGAACAGGGUGUGCCGUAAGAAGGUUCAUAUUGUUCUUGAUGAUGUGGAUGAAUCAACAGAACUUGAAAAAUUGGUAGGAGAGCUUGAUCGGUUUGGUUUUGGAAGUAGAAUCAUUCUAACAACUAGAAAUCAACACACAUUAAUCAUAUAUGGCAUAACACAUAUUUAUAAGGUUGAGGAAUUAGGAGAAGAUGAAACUAUCGAACUAUUCAAAUUGAAAGCUUUCAGGAAACACCGACAAAUGGCAGGCUAUGGAGAACUUGUACAUUGUGCAGUAAAGUCCGCUAAAGGAGUUCCUUUAGCUCCAAAGUCUGAAUCAAUGUUCAUCCAGGAACUUGCGGGGAUACAUUUUAGGAAGUUAAAUCAAACAUAUUCGUGUGUUUCUGAAAACCUAGUUGGAAUGGAUUCUACUAUGAAGGAAAUGAUUAAAUUUCUAAGUUUAGGGAUGGAUGAUGCUCCUGUUGUGGGGAUUUGGGGGAUGGGUGGAAUAGACAAUAAACUGAUGAUGCAUGAUUUGAUACAAGAAUUGGGGUGGAAUUUUGUUCGUCAGGAAUCACCUAAAGAGCCUAGGCAGCGUAGUAGGUAUUGGCUUUAUGAAGAUUCGACACAUGUGCUGGUGAAGAAUAUGGUUGAAAACAUUUCAGUCAACUUUGGAUAUAUGAAAUGUUUAUUAGAGCUUGAUUUAGAUGGGAUUGGUUUGAAAACUCUUAGCAGUCUAAACGUCUCUGGGUGCUCCAAACUUGACAAACUGCCACAAUACAUGGGUGCUCUGGACUGCUUAAAGGAGCUUCAUUUAGAUCAGAUUGCUAUUAGACAACUCCCUUCCUCCAUUGGACUUCUGAAGAAACUUAAAACAUUGUCCUUGGAAGGGUGUAAAGGAGUAGCAUCGUAUUCAUGGAGUUACUCCUUCUUUGCCUUCAAUUUUACAAAAACGGAGAGAAAGUUACACAACUUUGGAACUAGAAGCUUUGUUAGGGUUGGAGUCUUUGGAACGACUACAUCUCAAUGA
This is a messenger RNA of Camellia sinensis, 1293 nucleotides long. NCBI's taxonomy places the organism in Eukaryota, Viridiplantae, Streptophyta, Magnoliopsida, Ericales, Theaceae. The record is from RefSeq and is a predicted model, not a curated record.